AUGAAACAUCAUCUUGUUGGAACAAAGGAGAAUGUCAUUGCUUGUACAUCUGUUCUUGAUGAUGUUAGAGAAAUGUUUUUGAAGUUGUUAGAAGAUAAAGAAAAAAUAAAAGAAGCAAAUCGGGUAGACUGUUUUGAAGAAACAGAUAUUCAAUGUAGUAAGAAGGGGAAACAAGGAGUUGCAAAACAGACAACCAUAAAUGAAAUGUUUAAAGAUAGAGAGUUGGUGAUUCAAGAUAUUUGCAACUGCAUAUAUGGGAAUUCUUUGCCAUUUAAUUUGGUAAAAAGCUCUUUAUUUUCCCAAAUGUUGAAAUCUGUUGGGGAAUAUGGAAAGGGUUUAAAGCCUCCAACUUAUCAUGAAGUUAGAGUAUCUUAUCUGAAAAAAGCGGUUGACAAUAUCCAAGCUAGUUUGGAGAAAUAUAAGGUUGAAUGGGAAAAAUGGGGAUGUACUUUGAUGUGUGAUGGUUGGACAGAUGGAAAAGGGAGGUCUCUUACCAACCUUUUAGUUAAUAGUCCAAGCGGAACAGUGUUCUUAAAAUCUAUUGAUACCAGUAAUGUGAUCAAGGAUGCUAAACAAAUGUUUGAAUUGUUAGAUUCUGUGAUUGAAGAAAUUGGGGAGGAUAAUGUCGUGCAAGUUGUGAUAGAUGGUGCUUCUAAUUUUGUGGCAGCAGGAAAGAUGUUAGAAGAGAAGAGAACUAAACUAUUUUGGUCUCCGUGUGCAGCUCAUUGUAUUGACUUAAUUCUUGAAGACAUUGGUGAACUUCCAGUAUUUUACAAUACGAUUGCAAAUGCAAAAAAAGUCACAACUUUCAUUUAUAGACACACAUGGGUCCUAAAUUUAUAUAGAAAAUAUUCUAAAGGAAAAGAAUUAGCUCAACCAGCAGUCACAAGAUUUGCAACUGCUUUUCUAACCCUUCAGUGUAUAGCACAACAGAAAAAUGCUCUUCGAGGUAUGUUUGUUUCAGAAGCAUGGACAACUAGUAAACAUGCUAGUAAGACUGAAGGUAAACAAGUAGUGAGCAUUGUUUUAUUUGAUGUUAGAUUUUGGAAAUCUAUGCAAUAUUGCCUGAAGUGUGUCACUCCACUUGUAAAAAUACUAAGGCUUGUGGAUGGAGACUCAAAACCUGCGAUGUCAUAUAUUUAUGAAGCUAUGGAUAGAGCUAAAGAGCAAAUAGCUGCAAAUUUCAAGAAUGAAGAAUCUCGUUAUAAAAAGGUAUGGAAAAUAAUUGAUACUCGUUGGAAUUUGCAGUUACAUAUACCUCUUCAUGUUGCUGCUUACUACCUUAAUCCUAAGUAA
This is a messenger RNA of Vigna unguiculata (cowpea), 1296 nucleotides long. RefSeq lists its product as uncharacterized. The record is from RefSeq and is a predicted model, not a curated record. Lineage: Eukaryota; Viridiplantae; Streptophyta; Magnoliopsida; Fabales; Fabaceae.